Hemicordylus capensis (graceful crag lizard) is the source of this 5181-nucleotide messenger RNA. It is a transcript of the gene KRAS, whose product is annotated as KRAS proto-oncogene, GTPase. Gene Ontology annotation, cellular component: plasma membrane. Gene Ontology annotation, molecular function: GTPase activity; GTP binding; GDP binding. Gene Ontology annotation, biological process: Ras protein signal transduction. The transcript has 6 exons. Bases 101 to 724 code for a protein of 207 amino acids. The record is from RefSeq and is a predicted model, not a curated record. NCBI's taxonomy places the organism in Eukaryota, Metazoa, Chordata, Lepidosauria, Squamata, Cordylidae.
AUGAAGAUUUUGUAACCUCCCUUCCCUCUCCUCACCAGCCAAUAACAGACUGCCUGCUAGUUAUUUUGGAACCUGCCUGGGAGCAGAGAAGUAGCAUUGUAUGUACGUCCUGGAAACAGCAAAAGCAGCUAGGACUGGCGGAACAGGAGUCCUGCAGAAGAUGACGGAAUACAAGCUUGUUGUGGUUGGAGCUGGUGGUGUAGGCAAGAGUGCCUUGACGAUACAGCUAAUUCAGAACCAUUUUGUAGAUGAAUAUGAUCCUACAAUAGAGGAUUCGUACAGGAAGCAAGUAGUAAUUGAUGGCGAAACAUGCCUCCUGGAUAUUCUGGAUACAGCUGGUCAAGAAGAGUACAGUGCAAUGCGGGACCAGUACAUGAGGACGGGAGAGGGCUUUUUAUGUGUAUUUGCUAUAAAUAACAUAAAAUCUUUUGAAGACAUUCAUCAUUAUAGGGAGCAAAUAAAAAGAGUGAAAGAUUCUGAAGAUGUCCCCAUGGUGCUAGUAGGGAACAAAUGUGACCUGCCUUCCAGAACUGUAGACACAAAACAAGCUCAGGACUUAGCAAGAAGUUACGGAAUCCCUUUCAUCGAAACCUCUGCAAAAACGAGACAGAGAGUGGAGGAUGCUUUUUAUACAUUGGUGCGAGAGAUCCAUCAGUACAGACUGAGAAAAAUCAGCACAGAAGAAAAGACUCCCGGGGUGUGGAUGACGCCUUCUACACGUUAGUUCGCGAAAUCCGAAAGCACAAGGAGAAGAUGAGCAAAGAUGGCAAAAAGAAGAAAAAGAAGUCAAGGACAAAGUGUAUAAUUAUGUAAAUGAAACUUACUCAUUAUCUUCGAAGUGUAUAUCAGUCGACGUGAUUCACUUUUGUACCAUUACACUAAAUUAUUCUCUCUCACAUUUUUAGCAUUACUUCCUCGCUGCUUUCUGGAACCUGUUGGCCUUUUUAUCUGGAUGCUUGCUUUCAAUAAUGGAAACGAUUCCUCUUAAGUGCCAGUAAUCCUUGAGUGUCCGUUCUUGAACGUAGCAAUGCCUGUGGGGGUGGGGGGAAUUACCUGUAAAGCUUCUUCAGGGGCAUUUUGGUGCAUGCAAAACUUACUAGUGUCUCCCCCCACUCCCCUUCUUAGAAAGUUGUGGCAGUUCCCUGUAGGGCUUAGGUGAUGCUACCUAGAGAAACAUUUUCAAGGUGGCAAGGUGCUAGUUCAGCUGCAAUGGCAGAUGAGAUUUUUUUCCUUUUCAGCACAAACUCUUUCAUUCAGGAGCAGGAUGGACCAAUGGAGGACUUGAUCCUUCUGGUGGAACUUCCCUCCCUUGUGGCUGGCAGGAAUUUACCCCCUCCGCGUACUUGAGGGGCAGAGGCUGGAGGAAAAUAAGGAAGCAUCACCCUUGAGUUGCAGAGAGGCUGGUGGAGGCUAGAGAGGGAGACUUUUGGGGGCCCUCUGGAGAGCACCGUCAGAUCCUUGACAAGUGGGGACCAAACUGAAGUGAGGUGAAGCCCAUAUAUAUAAGGGCCAGCUGAACUAUAAGGCCCAGCUGAGGCACCGGCGGGGAGAGCUAUAAGGCCCAGCUGGGUAGCAGAAAGGAAAUGGGCCGCUGAGUUUUUGGGAAUGUGGGGCAAGCAGUGGCACAGGCAAAAGGGAAAGGGCCCUAUUUGUGGUAUGUUAAUCUGUUGGGCAUGGCAUGGGACUGUGUGAGCAUCAGCAGCUCAUCAGGCCUUGAAGCCAGAGGCUGCUGUGGGAAGGGGCUAUAGAUGGGAGGUCUUGCUCAAAUGUGGAGAGCUAAGCCUAGGAUACCAAAUUGUCUAGAGCAGGGAUUCUCAACGUUGGAUCCCCAGAUGUUAUUGUACUUCAACUCCCAUAAUCCCCAACUGAAGGCCACUGGGGUUGGGGAUUAUGGGAAUUGAAGUCCAGUAACAUCUGGGGCCCCAACACUGAGAAUCCCAGGCUUAGAGCAAGGGUUCCCAACCUUUGGCACUCCAGAUGUUGCUGAGCUACAACUCCCAUCAUCCCGUCAGAAUUUAUGGCAACAGGGAUGCCAUCUUGUCCCCUUUGGGAACGCCAACGUCCCCAGCUCUAAUGUCUCUUCUGCUUGCCACAUUCUCAGUGUGGUUCUGUUAAAACAACCAGUUGGCACAAAAGAUCCCAAUUUCUGCUGUAUGCUUCUGUUGUACAAGUUUUGGUUUUGCUGCUUGCAAUAUUGAUACGACGCUUUUCUUUUACCUUUCUGUAACUUCUGCACCUUUUUCUUGUAGCAGCUCCAGCUAACUUGAAUGAAUGUAAAACUUGUAUGCUUUUCACAAAAGGAAUUUUCCACUGCAGUUUGUCUUGGGCCACGCCUAAAGUAACUAUUUUUUCUAUUUAAAAAAAUGAAAAUGUUAAAAGAAAAAGGAAAAAGGCAAUUUCUAAGUAGAUUUGUUUGUUGUAACACAUUUCUUAUUGCUACACUACUGUCUGCAAGAGAGAUUGUUGGGAAUCAUCUGGCAAGGAAGUCUUCUUCCCAAACUCUACUGGAACAAGUUGGAGUUACACUGAAGCAUGAUGUUUUUGUGCAAGUCCAUUCAUUUCAAUAGGACAUGUGUGGGAGAUAUUCCUUUGGAUUGUAACUUUGUAUCACUCAGUGCUUGGCAUCCUUAAUAGUCUAGCUGACUUAUAAUGGUUCAUUCCUUUGGGAAAUGGGUGGGUGGGGAGAAGAACGUUGAUCCUAAGUUGGAGGUUACAACCUCUUACCCUUUCUUGUGGUAUCCUGAUACCUGUAUGUGCCAGACACAUGUGAAGAGCUUCUCGGCCCCACUGCGGCAUUUCAGGUGUGUAGGCCGAUCACAUGCAUCUAUUGCUGUCCCAGCUUCUCUUUUAUGGAAUACUCCUUUCCUUUGGAAGAAUGGCUGAAAGCCAAGUCAGGUGAUGGCGUGAGCUUUAAUUUGGCUUUGAAGAAAGGGUGAUAGUGAUUUCUCCUUGCAUCCUUGCAGUCCACCAAAAUUAAAGUCCUCCCAAGAUGAGACUAAUGUAAAAGAUCGUACAAAGACUCACAGCUGGUGGGACUCCAUAUCAAAAAGACUUGUGAAAUUGGGGACCUCAGGUGAUCUGUUUGUAAUCUUCUCUUCCUAACACUUUCACAGAACAUUGCUUUGAGGUGUAUGUGUGUGCAUGCUGUGUCUGUCUGUCUUUCCCAACUACUGAAGAGUCUGCCCUAAGCAGAUAAGCAUAUCUUCAUCUGCAGCUUCACCAGGAUUUACAUGAAAAUAAGCUUGUUACUAGUUGGUGCUGGGCAUACUAACAGUCUAACCAGUAGCAGGCAGAUGAAACCUCAGCCACCUGAUCCAUUUAAUAUGCUGCACUGAUCAUACCAGCAGACCCUCUGCUCUUGGCAGUAGGUAAAGGUCACUGCCACCAAGGAUGAAAACGUUAAGGCUGGUGCCACCAGGAAAUAAAUCCUUGGAAUAGUGACAUGGUUGUACUAUCAAGCCCUGCAACGUAGCAUGGUUGUUAGGCUGCAGCCAUUUACACCAAUGCAGAUACUUGGGCUCAGGGUGCCUUUGGACUUGGCAAAGUACUUUGUCUUAACUCUGUUGUAGACUGGGCAGUGUGAACAUGGAAACUCCCUCCAGCUGAAAACUGAUCCUCCAGUUUUCCAUGUAGCAGAUUAUAAUGCCUUACAGUAGCUUUGCUCACAGUCCAUUGGAAACCAUAGUGGAGGCCCUUUUUCUCAUUAAUGGGCUUGUGCAAGUCAUACCAUCUCCUUUAUUUUCAUUUUUUAAAAGAUGGAAAGUUCUAGUUACAAACUAUAUUGUGUUCUAUAUAAGACUUGUCCAGUUAGCUUAUUCAGAUCAUGUUCCACUGCAUAAAACAUGCCAACAUAAAUGUCCCAGGAAGUCUCUCUCAAUCCACCAUCCAUAUAGUCCGCCUGCCAGGUGCUGGGCAAUCCCUCCCUCCCUGUUUUUGCAGACUAGGGAGACAGCAAGGCAGUAAGUUGACAGAAUUCCUGCUAGGUUUCUCUCCAUGGCUGUGUUGGGCCACAAGGCCUAGAAUAACACAUGACAACAGUUUUCUCUCCGGUUGGAUUUCUUUCCCCACAUGCAUUUUUGAGGUGAUAACUUGUGACGAUACCACUUACUGACAUAUGAACAUGGCCCCCGUGGUGACAUCACCACAUCAAAAGCUGGAAUGUGGAAAUGCAGCUUAAGAGAUGAAUGUUGGCAGAUCUGUUUCUGUGCUUGAGAUUGACGUUUGCAGUGUUGAUACAGCAAUACUUUUAUCUUGAAACACACAGGGUGGCUUCGCACAUAAUGGUGGCAAGUUAUGUAGGAGGGGACUGCCAGUUCCCACCCAGUGAGAGCUCCUGGUACUGCUGCCUCUUCCAUGUUGUCUGAACCCACUCAAGUCAGGCUGACAAUGCUGGGUUCCUUCCACCACCCAAUAUUCUCCCCUGCAUCUUCAAAUGUACAUUAUGAAUGUCAGGUAGUAAAGGAAACCAGACAUGGCCAACCCAACACUGAUGCAUUCAGAAGAGGCAGAAGCACUAGGAGGAGUGUGCACUCGCUAGCAAUUGGUGGUUCUCCUCUCCUUACUUGCACUGUUAUGUGUGUGAAGCAGCCCAUGAAUUAUUACCCAUUGCAGAGGAGGUGAAAGCAGCUGCCAAGACAUAAAGCCUGCACAGGAAGAAAUUCAAGCAUGAAAAGGAUGUGGCUUACACAUACUUCAUUUUGCCUUGUCAAAACGAAUGGCAAUAUUACCCCCUCUCAGUUCUCCACCCUUCCCCCAAACUGCUUAAUGAUUCCACUGUCUUUGUCCCUGCUGACAAUAAGGUUUCCCCACCCACCCCGCUUGAGUGCCAAAUUUCUUACUAGAACUAUUUCUUAAGAUGCAAUGUGUUUACCUAGAAUGUAUUAACUAUUUUUGUAUAGUAUGAACUAAAUGUAUGUGUUUUGUACACUGCUUUUUUAAAGGCAGAACAUAUGCAAUGUGAUUCAGGUGACUUUUGGCCCUCAAUUUAUUUCAGUCAUGUGAGCUCAGAAUGUUGGUCACGGAUACCUAAAACUGGAAGAAAGACCACUGUUCACUUUAAACCUUUACAAAUGUUUUCUUAGCAGCAUGUGCUGUGAAACGAUAUGAAAACUGUCAGUUUGUCACAAAUAAUACUGCUCCUGUUGUAAUUUAAUUAAAGUGUGUUCCUGUUUUUUCUCUAAA